Messenger RNA from Lutra lutra (Eurasian river otter), 1717 nucleotides. RefSeq lists its product as uncharacterized. The record is from RefSeq and is a predicted model, not a curated record. The transcript has 4 exons. Bases 740 to 1717 code for a protein of 325 amino acids. NCBI's taxonomy places the organism in Eukaryota, Metazoa, Chordata, Mammalia, Carnivora, Mustelidae.
CCCCACCCCCAAGCCCCAUUGGGGCAUUUGCAAGCCUUCCUAUUUGCCCACUGCUGUGGUACCACAGGUCCUAGCAGCUGUUCAAGGAAUCUUUGAGACGUCAAUGUCUGAGAUGCGGUCACUACCACCGCCAAGAACUCUGAGGACUCAAUAGAGAAAGACCCCUGAGAACCGACCCCCCCCCCCAACCCGGGGUGCCAGCAGGACCAGGGUCAGUCAGGAAGAAAGGGUGCGGCUGCAGGAAUAGGAGUCCAGCCCCGCUACUCAAAAUAACAACCUCUCACAACUGUGCAGGUUUUCAAGGUUUACACCGCUCGUUCCUCCACACGUAAACAGUACUGAGCACCUAUUUGCCAGGUCCUGGGCCAAGUGUUCAGGAGGCUUCGGAGAUGGGCCACGGAGAGACAGUCUCCACCCUCAAGGAAUUUGUGGAGGGGUGGGGAGAGAAGGGGUGGGGAGAGAAGGGGUGCAAGAGAACCCACGACUGGAACAACCAAGUCCGAAAUGGAGAAACAGGGCCGCGAGACAGGAUGGGGAAACUGCUGGUGCGGGACCAAGGGAACCCACACCCCACUCCAAACUCCUGGUGCCUCCCACGCGGGGCUUUGGGAGAAGCCGCCGGCCGCGGGGCUGGGCUCACCCACCCGAGCGGCGGCUCCCGGGAGGCCCCAGAUCGGCCGAGAAGGUGGCUUUGGCAAGUUCGGGGCUGAACAAAACAGAAAAGGGGAACGCAAAAGUGAUGACGGGGAAGGAAGGAGGCAGAAGAGGGGGACGGAGAGGACAGUCGGGAGGACGCUGGGGUAGGAACUACGGGAGAACGGAGCCCCACUCACCCCGGGAUCCGCAGAGCCUCUCCUCAGGAAAGCCCGAGGUCCCCGCCGCAGCCGGAUCGCGCAGGGUCUGCCGGAGGCUCGGGGCAAGCCACGGCUCCAGCGCUUCCCCCGGCUCGCGGCGGGAGGCGGUCCAGCCCCGGGGGGCGUCUCGGCGCGGCACGUGCCCGGCCCUCGGAGCCCGCGGCGGCAGGAGCGCGCAGGAGCGGCCCGGACGCGCGGCUCGGCCCCGGGGCUGCGCUCAGCGGCGCUGGAAUGCGCGGCCGCCAGGGACCGCCCCCGGAAAGCCCGGGCCCCCGGCCGCAGCCGCGCCGCCCCGCCCCGCCCCACCGCCCCCUCCGCGGCCCCGGAUUCCUCUCCCGCCCCCGCGGCCGCCCUGGCUUUCCCUCCGGCCCCGCACGCCCUGCGUGCAGCCCCGCGCGAUCUCUUCCGCCGUCGGGGCUCCGCUGUCCUUACCCAGUGAGAUGGCCCGAUCCAGGGUGCUCAUGGGCCCGGGAGAGCUGGCUUCUGAGGACUCCACGCUCCGCAGUUCCCGGCCCAGCUCCCACACUGGACAGUGCGACUGUGCGAGCUCCUGCAACCUCUGUGAUGCACUGGGGACAGGGACUCGGGUCCCAUCUUGGUGUUGGAAAGCCAUUGGAGAAAGCAGAACAACAAAAAAGGAUCAAGAUCAAAAUCUGGCUUUCAGAAACAUUGCUCUGGCUCAGUGUGGAGAGCAAACCGAGGAGCAGUCAGGAGGUUAUGACACACCCAAGAGAAAACUGGUGAAAACCAGUGAAGGUGGUGACUGUGAGAAUGAAGAGAGGCAGUGGCUGAGCUACGCAGGAUGUAGGAUUGAAAGGCAAGCGUCACCUAGGAAGUCUCCAGCUUUUUGGAUGGGGAGCUAG